AUGAGGCUGUCACUUGCCGCCGUCGGCGCCGUCCUUGCCCCGGCUGGCCUCGCUCAGGUUGUCUCCUACAGUGACUCCUCCGGCCUCACAUUCUUCACCGGUAGUCGCACCGACAAGCCCGCCGCGUCAACGGGACCUCCGUCCGAUGCCUAUACCAGCUACGGCACGCAAAUCACCCUCACGGGCAUUAAUGAUACCACCACGGCCACCUCGACCACCGUCACGACACCCACCAGCACAACCAACAGCACCACGUCUGCCACGCCCACAAAUACCCAGCCUUGCAACAACUACGUCGAGUUUUGCACGCGCAAGUACAGCAACAUUAGCUUUGUCGCCGCCCACAACUCGCCCUUUGUCCGCCCCGGAAACUCGGGCUCCAACCAGGCCCUGCCCGUCAAGGUCCAGCUCAACGACGGCAUCCGUCUGGUCCAGGCCCAGAUGCAGUGGCCGACCAAUGGCACCGAGCCGCACUUUUGUCAUACCUCGUGCGACCUCCUCGACGCCGGCCCCAUUGACGAAUGGCUGACCGACGUCCGCGAAUGGGUCGACGACCACCCUUACGACGUCGUCACCAUCCUCCUCGGCAACGGCAACUACUCGGACGCCUCGCUCUACAAGCCCUAUAUCGAAAAGAGCGGCAUCCAAAAGUAUGCCUACACUCCGCCGCUACUGCCCAUGAAGCUCAAUGACUGGCCCACACUCGAGGAGCUCAUCAUCCGCGGCAAGCGCGUCAUCAUGUUCCUCGACUACAACGCCAACCAUACCGCCGUGCCCUGGCUGCUCGAUGAGUUCUCCCAGAUCUGGGAGACGCCCUUUGACCCAACCGACCGCGCGUUUCCUUGCACCGUUCAGCGCCCGCCCGAUCUGAAGCCCGAAGACGCCAAGGACCGCAUGUAUCUAAUGAACCACAACCUCAAUGCAGAGUUUAACGUCUUUGACAUUCAGCUUCUCGUUCCAGCCGUAUCGCUGCUCAACCAAACCAACGCAGCCGACGGCGACGGCAGCCUGGGCAUGGCCGCCAACAACUGUCGCACCGACUGGGGCCGCGCCCCGAAUUUUCUCAAUGUCGACUACUACAACUACGGCUCCGACACGUUUAAUGGUUCCGUCUUCCUAGCGGCGGCCCGUCUCAAUAAUGUCACCUACAACCGCACGUGUUGUGGCAAUGUGUCUGCCGCGCCGGGCCUGACCAGCCCUACCUACUGGGUGGGUGCCGCGGUGCUCACAUUGGCUGUAUUUCUGAAUCUUUGA
Messenger RNA from Beauveria bassiana ARSEF 2860, 1254 nucleotides. RefSeq names its product tat pathway signal sequence. The record is from RefSeq and is a predicted model, not a curated record. Gene Ontology annotation, biological process: lipid metabolic process. NCBI's taxonomy places the organism in Eukaryota, Fungi, Ascomycota, Sordariomycetes, Hypocreales, Cordycipitaceae. Gene Ontology annotation, molecular function: phosphoric diester hydrolase activity. The coding region runs from base 1 to 1254 and encodes 417 amino acids. The transcript has a single exon.